Phymastichus coffea is the source of this 3128-nucleotide messenger RNA. RefSeq names its product torso-like protein (gene tsl). Lineage: Eukaryota; Metazoa; Arthropoda; Insecta; Hymenoptera; Eulophidae. Bases 427 to 1461 code for a protein of 344 amino acids. The transcript is spliced from 4 exons. The record is from RefSeq and is a predicted model, not a curated record.
UCGCUCGCGCCGCCGUGCGCGCGCGCGCCGGAGCUCCGCAGCCGAUUUCGCGGCACGCUGCCGUCAGUCCGGCACUCGCAGCCGGUCCGCACGCGCGCGCGCUCCGCUCGCUCACUUUCGAAGAAAGGGCCGCCUCGCGAGUGUCUCUCACCGCUCGCAUUGUCCCCGUCGCCUUCGCCUCGCUCUUUCUCAUCGCUAUUGACCGAAGCUCUCUUCGUGGAGAGAGAAAAAGAGAGAGAGAGAGAGAGUGAGAGAGAGAGAGAGAGAGAGCGCGAGAGAGUGAGAGAACGAACAUGCUGUCCUCGGUCUGAGAGCCCAGGUGACACCUGGUGGCUGUGAUUUGGCAGUUCCUCGGAGCAAAGUCAUGUGACGCUCGCACUUCUAACUUUCAUCAGGUGCGAUCGAGGUAAAAGAGGUGGCGGGAGCAUGUGGAAGGGAAGGACGCAGCUGGUACUGGUGGUGCUGGUACUGGUGGUGCGGCUGCGAUUGUCCGAGCAGCAGAAGCCAAGGCUCGGCGGCGCAGUGAACGUGUUCAGUCGUUACGGCUACCUCAGCAUCAGCAUGAGGGUGGUGCCCAGGAACGACAGCGAUACCUGGAUCUUCCGCGAGCCGACCCUCGACGUCUUUCGCAACCCCCAGCCGGCGCCCAACAAGCUGGGUAAGGCCACCGUCAUAUUCGACGGAGACUUCCACAUGGAGUUCUGCGACAACGUCAGGCAACUUUUGCAGGGCUACUUCCGGGACUUCACGUUCGAGGGCCUGCAGCGUCCGUGGCGAGCGUUCACGGGCAGCUGGUCGCGAGCGGCGAUAGCCAGGCACCUGGGCAUCAACUCGUCCUUCAUCACCGGCGACCACUGCUACGUGCUGGUGCGAGUGGCGCGCUUCCGCGAGGCCAAGAGGCUGCAGGCGCCCGUGCAGAGCAUCGACUCGCUGCUCCUCGACGAGGCAGUCGCUCGCGAGGCUGACAACGUCACCAUCGGUGACACCGCUAGUGUCAUUCGAUUCAUCAAGAACUUCGGCUCCCACUACAUCGCCAGCUACGUCACCGGCAAUUCGCUCUACCAGGUGUUCGUGUACAGUCCACAGGUGUACCAGCGCAUAAAGGAACGACUGAAGACUCGCGGAGUGGCCGACCUGUCGAGCCUGGAGCUGAGCAACUACUUCUCGCCGUGGUACGCGGAGCACAUGGGUGCCAUACAGUCGGCCUCGGGCAAUCGCUCGGUGGAGGCCUGGGCGGUCGAGCAGCUGCGAGUCCAGUACUACAUAUUCACCUACGCCAGUCUGCUGAAGCUCCACGGCGACGCGGCUCUGCUUCGUCAGCUAGACUCGCUGCUCGGCAACGAGGCGCUGCUGCAGCUGCAUCUGCGCACCCUGGCGCCGUUGUUCCGCGAGCCCGAGCGCCAAAAGUGGUUCCUCGAGGUGAUCGACAACUAUUUCAAGCUGUGGGAGGUGAACAUGUGAUCCAACUGGCGACCGGCUGCUGCAGGACCAAAGCAACUCUAGGCGCGCGCGAGCGAACAGCGUCCCUGUCCCCCCUUGCCCGUCCGCGUCCGAUCCCCAGCCUCGCGGACAUUAGUUUAGUAGCACGUCGCCAUUAUCCAGCAAUGGCCGAGCACGAGUCUCGCGGUCUGCUCGUGUACCCGCUGCUCGGCCGACUACCUGCCUCAAUGUGUGCGCGCGGCGCUCGAUAAGCAAUUGACCAUUUGAUCUCCCUCUCACUCUCUGCGCUUAGCUCAACUCGCUCUCGAGAACCGACUGAAUACACGCGCGCGUGCAUGGGACGAUUGCUAUUACAUGGAUCAGCACAUUUCACUCCGCAAUCGCUCUCUCACUCCGCUGCGACCAGCUAUAUACGACCAACAUUAUUAACUGCUGCUCUGCUGUAUCCUUACUCUUAGCUAUUUAUUGUCUCAUCCUUAUUAUAGUCAAUUCACAUUUUUCUAUCCACCUUUUCUCCUUCGCUGCGAAUUCGUCUUGCCGAUGCCUCUUUUAUCCUCCUUUAUUUUGAAUAUCGGCGAGUCUCCAACACGGAGAUUCGACGAUCCUGCAACGAGUAUUUUCGAGUACACCGCAUUUCAAGCGCACAAUCAAGGAACAUCUCCGACUUUUCCUUACGAUACUGUUUCAAAUUUUUUUUAGAAUUCGGGAUUUUUCCAUGCAAUUUACUAGCUGCGCGCUUAUGCGUCGUAUCUAUUAUACUGAAUUACAGGCUUGCAAGAACGUGUGCGAGAGAGCAGUGUAAUAUUACCUAGGAUUCUCAAAUAUAUAGUGCCAGUCAACUCAAACAUCGGGAAAUUGCUUUAGGCAGAUAACACUUUUUUAGUUUAUUCUUUUUGCAAUGACGAGUAAUUUAGUUCGAAAGAUAAAUCUGCAGACCAUGAUAACAUUUUGACAAAGGAAAGUUGAGGAAAGUGAUGAUGAAACGAAGAUUUUUUAUUUAAUUUUCAGUGUCUGUAUUUUUGAAAUUUCUCAAGUCAAUUUUAUAGUUAUAUAUUUAUAUAUAUAUAUAUUUUUUUAGAUACUCUUAAGUAAUUUAUGUUAAAAUAUUGUUAUAGCGUCGAAUUACGUCGAUACUUGUAUAGAUUAUUUAUACGCUUUUUAAAAUAAUUUUUUAAUAUUUAUAACAAUAUUGAACCAAUAUGGUAACUUAAAUUAAACUUUUUUGUAAGGCUCAAUUGUAUAAUAUGACGUUACUAAAGAGUCUUCGAGUGAUUUCAUCCUGACGUGGAUGCUUUCAGCAAAGCGCAAAGCGUGGAUGAAAAAGGGACGCGGAGCUGAAAUCACUUCUAGUAUCGUUCGAUAUUUUACGGCACACAUGCGAAAAUCAAGAUUUAACGUUAGCGCUCCUACGCGAGCCUGAAAUCAGUGGAGGUUCGCGCUCUAGCGUGUAAAAAUUAAGUCUCAACGUCGGUCAUAUAUAUGCCCGAUAUAUAAUAAGAUUGUCGGUGCAAUUUUUGAAAAUAAUUAUUCCAAAGCUCGUCCUCAUAUUUUUACCAUUUGGUUAAUUUUGAUAUAUUUAUCAAAAAAGUAUGUAGAAAGUUAUACAUUUAUUAUAAAAAUAAUUGUGAUUAUAUAGCAAAUUUACAAACACUGUAAACAUACAUCAUCAUGUGGAAGCAAUAAAUAAA